Molecule: messenger RNA, 4311 nt
Organism: Scatophagus argus
Lineage: Eukaryota; Metazoa; Chordata; Actinopteri; Scatophagidae
Gene: pask
Product: PAS domain containing serine/threonine kinase
Exons: 21
Coding region: 413-4213 (1266 amino acids)
Biological process (GO): protein phosphorylation; intracellular signal transduction; negative regulation of glycogen biosynthetic process
Cellular component (GO): cytosol; nucleus; cytoplasm
Molecular function (GO): ATP binding; protein serine/threonine kinase activity
Source: RefSeq, a predicted model, not a curated record
CCUCGAAUCCAUUCGCCAGGCGCUCGAAGCCCGCGGUUUAUGAAAACAGCUGCGGUUCUAAGUGAAAUAGUAGCAUUAAAAUCUUCAUUUUUUUCUUAUAUAACCUGCUGGAAUCAUGUCAGAGUUGUGCUAAUACUACUGUAACGUCAACUCGGAAAAAAUUGCUCAGGACUGCCGUGGCUACCCUUGCUGUUCCAGAGCCAAACAGCACGUCGGCGUUUUCUUUGCCUCGGCAGUUUAGCAGAUGGCUAGCUAGCCAGAUAGCGCAGGGGAGGUAACGUUACCUUGUCAACUACCUAGCGUCAACUGAAACUGCUGUGUCCUUUUUCUGGAGCUGCUUGUCUCGUUAACAGCCGGGAAGCACAAGCUGCGCAGUUUCUUUCCACGAAUCGAGCCAGCUGGAUAACCAACAAUGUCGCUGUCGAGUGAGAAUCUUUUUUGGGCGAGCCAAAGCGACAGAGGUAAAGGAGACACCAUUUGUGUGGUGCCCGACCUCUCCUGCCAUCUCCUGGACGAUGACUUCGACCUGAAUAAGUCCUACCCAUGUACUCAGAGACCGCUGUACAAAAAGACCCUUUUGGCAUUGCAACGACGUUGUUAUCCUGGUUCUCUACGAGGUGAACGUCUGGAUCACUGUAGUUCUGUUGCUGCAAGAAAUUGCCAGAUCUCUAGCUUACAUUCAAGGUCCCAGGUUCCUGCUGUCUCCCUGCCACACCUGUCCACUGUAUCAGAGACAGAAGAAAGCUUGUUCAGUCAGUUGAUGUCCGGAGAUUUUAGCCUGUCAGGAUCUCUAUCCGCCCUCAGCCCAAACAAAGCCAUUGUCAUUGUUGACCAUAAAACUCGAGAGAUUUUGUCAGCAGAUGAACAGGCCUGCAAAUUGUUUGAGUGCACCAGCAGUGAGGUGAUUGGAAAAAAACUUUCCUGUAUCAUGAAGAAAACCAGUCAGGUCCUAGAAGAAGCACUGGAAGAAGAUUUUCCACUUAUGGAUGGAACUGUUGCAGCUGUCUCUGGAAAAGUGGUGGAUAUUGUGACACCAUCUGGAGACGUACCAGUGUCGGUGUGUACCCUCAGACACUCACAAAAUGAAGAACAUCAUCUUGUCAUAAUGGAAAAUGUUGAAAGGGUAUCAGCCUGUCUGUCUUUUUCACAAGAUGGCAGCAUCCUGACCUGUGACUUGGCUUUUGCCCAGCUUCAUGGAUACCACCAACCCGAUGAGUUAAAAGGAGUGUAUAUUAAGGAACUAAUCCCUUCUUUACAAAUCCCCCUCCGCAGUAAUGCAUUGCCCAAAAUGCUGAGAGUACAGAGAGUGUGUGGUAAAAGCAGAAGUGGUGCAUCAAUCCCACUAUGUAUAAAACUCCAGGGGGAAGUGGUUUGUGGGAGGCCCCAGCACCAAAAAAAUGGAUCUGGCUGUAGCUGCCUAACAGACAGUCUUGAAAGAUCAGAUGCACACAACAAGCAGCCAUGCUCUCCUCUCACCCCCUCUGUGUGCAAGUCAGGAGGCUCAAACCCUGAACCCCGAGAGCAACUUCAAGCAAGAGAACCGUCCUCUGAAGUCAAAGUGGACAGCGUUGUUUUCUCCCCCAGCCCUUCACUGGAGUAUUCUGGAACAGUUUGGGUGUUUGCUCCUCUGAGCGGCCUCCUCCUGCUCCACCCUGAUGGCUCGAUCUACAGCAUCCACAACCACCUGGCUCUCAGUCUGUUUGGCUACAGCAAGAAGGAGCUGUUGAAAAAGAGUGUCACUUUUCUGAUGCCUGGUUUCUAUGAGUGGAUGUCUGACCCGGACAGAGAAGCCAACUCCUUCUCUGAUUCUCAGGCGGAGGAUUGUAAAAGUACAGCUUCAUCCAAAGUAUUAGGAAAGUCUGACCCUUUGUCACUGGUGGCUGGUGAUAUGGCCAUGGUGCAUCAUGCCAUCCUGGGAAGAACCUCCACAGGGAGGGGCAGGAUCUUCACUGGAACCAGCACCAUGCUGGAGAAACAGGGCAGUGCUUUGUCCACCCUUUCUCCUCCUGCUGUCACCUCCACACGUGUGAUUACAGUCAAUGACACCGCAGAGCUGUUGGAGGAGGCAGCUCAGGUUGCUCUUUGCCAUAGCAAACUAGACAGUGCAGAUACCACUCAGGCGCUCCUCAAGACAUUUGCCUUGGUUGAACCUCCAGAAGAACGCACCUGCUGCUUGUUUCCCACUGUACGACCGCAACAUAGCCAGCAGCUCAGCAGUGAGGUCCAUGAAAAUCGACAACCUGCCAUCAAAGUUAUUCCAGAGUCUCCCAGUCACAAUGGACAGGCUGCUGUCAGGAUGGGUGGCACCUCUCCAAAUGUAGACAAAGACAACCGCUCAUGUGCUUCUGUCCUCCAUGACUCCAGCUUUGAGGUCAUUUCACUGGAGAGCAGGUCUUCCUCUGGCUUCUGUGAAAAGUUUGCCGGCCAUGGUGUUUCUGAUCCAGGCCAGAUGGAGGACUCUCGCUCAGCACACAUUGUGAACUCAGCAAGCUGUUUCCUGGACCUCAACAGCAAUGGUGAUCUGGUGACCCGGGCCCUGGCUGACCUCGAUCUGAGCAGUAGUAUAGAGCUGCUUAGCGGUGGAGGGUAUAAUAGUGAUAACCAACACUCCUUGACAUCCUGCGAUACAGCUGAGCUCCUGCGUACACCCUCCCCAUGCGUGGUAGAGUCUGACCAGGAGGCAGAGGCCGUUGAGACUGGGAAUGCUGGCGUAGAAACCAGAGAUGGCUCAAGUGAAGUGCAAUUAGAAAAAGUCCAGGGUGAGCAGGAUCAGUGGGCAGCUUCAGUUCAAAAAGAACAGAGCCAGCAGUUCUGCGUGCAAUUGAACAGUGGAAUUCAGUCAAUGACAGACAUUCCUGCCACAUCUACUCCUAAGAAACAGAAGGUGAAUGAACAGACCCUUCCCGCAGACGGUACACAGAUACUGGAGGGUCGAUUCAAAGGAAGUGCGUACCACAGAGAUGGUACAAGAGUAGAUGUGCAGUGUGAUGUGUGCAGAACCACCCUCAUUGAUGGGCGCUCCAUGUUCUGUGUGUGGAUGAGUAGGACAGACCAACAGGGGGCACUGUUGCAAACAUAUCGAUCACAACACAACCAGUCACAGACCAGUCUAGGAGGGAGAAUUGGUGAGACCAGUCAUGGGGAGGCAUUACGCUCCACCAUGGACCUAGAGCAGUCUCAAGCCUGUGAUGGUCAGUUUGAAGAAGAUUACCUGCCCCUUAAAGCAGUGGGUAAAGGAGCCUUUGGCUUUGUCUGGAAGGCAAUAAGGCGCUGUGAUGGACAAGAAGUUGUAGUGAAGUUCAUUAGCAAGGCCAGGAUAGUGAGUGACUGCUGGGUAGAUGACCCCAUGCUGGGACGAGUCAGCCAGGAGAUUGCCAUACUGACACGAGUACAGCACCACAACAUAGUUAAGGUGUUGGAGGUCUUUGAAAAUGGGAGUUACUUCCAGAUGGUGAUGGAGAAACAUGGAGAUGGCUUGGACCUUUUUGAAUUCAUAGACAUGCAGCCAAGGCUGGAUGAACCUCUGGCCAGCUACAUCUUUAGACAGCUGGUGGCUGCUGUCUUCUAUCUGAGGUCUAAGAACAUCCUUCACAGGGACAUUAAAGAUGAGAAUAUCAUCAUCGACAAAUGUUUCUACAUUCGACUGAUAGACUUUGGCUCUGCUGCCAUGAUGGCUCCUGGCAAGCUCUUUUACAAUUUCUGUGGCACACUGGAGUACUGCUCCCCGGAGGUGCUUCAGGGAAAUCCCUAUGAGGGUCCUGAGCUGGAGAUGUGGUCUCUUGGUGUGUUGCUCUAUACUCUGCUCUUCAGCGAGAACCCCUUCUGUGGUGUGGAGGAAAUCCUGAAUGCAAAACUAAAGCCCCCAUUCCCGCUCUCCUCAGACCUUCAGGGUGUGUUAAAUGGGCUGCUACAGCCUGAUCCCACUCAGAGAAUGACUCUGGACCAGCUGCUGCUGCAGUCCUGGAUCAGCCAAUCCAUUUCCCUGUCAGACUACAGCUGGGCAGAGGUGGUCCCCACAACUCAGAGCUACUGCUCACCAGAGUACCAGGAGCCCGGUCCUAAAGUGUGUGUCAGGCACAGCUUGUUCCCAGAUCAGCAUGAUGAGACUCUUCCUGAUGAUGAUGAUGAUGAUGAGGAGGAGGAGGAGGAUGAUGACAGGCUGUCAAUGGUGGCUCUGGAAACAGAGCUUCAGAAGUACCUUCAUGAGGAUUAAAGACUGAACUUUUCUCCAACCAUCGAUCCAGCGUUUAAUCUGCAGCAGUGCAAAGAGGACAUGAAGUGCAACUUAAAAAAAAAGGGAAUCUUGUCAGA